Hyalella azteca is the source of this 1335-nucleotide messenger RNA. RefSeq names its product ceramide synthase 6. NCBI's taxonomy places the organism in Eukaryota, Metazoa, Arthropoda, Malacostraca, Amphipoda, Hyalellidae. Gene Ontology annotation, biological process: ceramide biosynthetic process. Gene Ontology annotation, molecular function: sphingosine N-acyltransferase activity. Gene Ontology annotation, cellular component: membrane. The record is from RefSeq and is a predicted model, not a curated record. The transcript is spliced from 2 exons. Bases 81 to 1187 code for a protein of 368 amino acids.
ACUUUCACAGAUUGGGUUUCUCAACCAAUGCCCGAGUUUACGAACUUGAAGGACGACCAUCAUUCAAUCCACCGAGCCCCAUGGAUGCCACCAUGGUUACAAGCCUUCUCGACACGCUGGACGCUGUGGUCUGGAAUGCCAACUACUGGCUUCCCCGAGGAAUGGAAUGGGAAGAUUUGCACCCUCGAGAUGGGGGAGUUUAUCCUGAAUUCAGGGAUAUUUUGGUGGUCCCAGUAAUUCUGUCAAUACUGCUAAUCCUCUUCAGAAGCUACAUCUUGAACCCGCUUAUUCUUGAACCGAUCGCCAAAUACUGGCAACUCCCUUACAGGAGACACAAGCCUCUGCCACAGAUUCCCCAGCUAGAGACCCGUUAUCUAGAAAGUAAAGGAGUAAUGCCUCGUAAAGUUUUAGAAAAGACUUCCGUGUCGCUCCAAAUGUCAAAAAGACAAGUAGAGAGUUGGUUGAGGAAAAGGUCCAAUGUUGGAAAACUGAGCAAACUUGAUAAAUUUCAAGACAGUUCUUUUAUAUUGUUGUACCAUACUCUGAUUACAGCGUAUGGUUGUUAUGUGAUGCUGUCCAAACCUUGGUUGUGGGACAUUACCAUAUGCUACCAAAACUUCCCCUACCAUCAAGUAGAUACCCAACUGUGGUGGUACUACAUGAUAGGUUGUGCUUUCUAUUGGGAGCAGACAAUCUGGCAGUUCAGGUAUAGUCACGGCAAAGAUGCAAACCUGGCAUACCUCCAUCAUAUAUGUACCAUAUUUCUGUUGGUUUGCUCGUGGAAAUGCAACUACGUAAGAGUGGGUAGCAUUAUCUUAUUUGUACACGAGUGCGGCGACAUACCCCUGCAGUUGGGCAGGAUUCUGCGCUACUUCAAGGAAGAGAGAGUAAUAGACUACGUCUUCGCGUCGUUCGUGAUCCUUUGGGUUUGUACAAGAUUGGUUUUAUACCCAUUUUGGAUUCUAAGGUCGUUGUUUGUGGACAUGCCGAGGUAUGCUGACCUGCCAUCCAUGACGGUUUUUUACGUACUCCUACUCCUACUUUUUGGUAUGAACGUCGUAUGGAGUUGGUGGAUAGGGUAUGGAGUGUACAAGAGGUUGGUGAAAGGGGUGGUGGAGAAUGUUGUGUCUUCAGACGAUGGAGGCAGCAGCACUGACACUCAUGACACUUCUCGUAAACUUGAAUGAAUGAAGUACCCGCAACAGCACUGACAUGCACGAUCAACUGCAUUUCAAACAUGAAUCAUGCACAGGGGUUAGACAUAUAAAGAAUACACCCAAAAAUUUCGCAUCAAAACCGUUUUACUUUUCAUACCAAUUAAAUCGUGACCUGUUA